GAGUUACACCUGCCAGGCCUCUGGUGUAACUUUGUCCAAAAACAUGACAUGUGAACCCAACGAGCGCUGCCAGGUCAGGAAUAGCGUGAUGGGCUGCCACAUUCAGCACUGCUUUUUGGAUGCCAGUGGGACCCUCACUGAAUUUAAUGGUCAAAGUGGAGCUAUAACAGUUCCAGGAGCCUAUGAGAUUAUCCAGAGCUGUGACGUCUCCCCAACAGCAGACUGGUUCAGGGUGGUGGUGAAGUUGGAGAUGUGCACUCCUGGUAUCAACACAAUCAUGGCCGUGUACGUGUUCUUUAGCGAAGUGAUGGUCACAGUGGACAACAAACAUGACAUCUGGAUAGGUGGAAGACAGAUGACUCAAACCACUUUCUCCCAGAAUAAUGUAAAAGUGUCGGUUUCUGACAACACAGUGAGAAUUAAUAGCACUUCUAGCCUUCAGGUGUCCUUCAGUUCAGCUAAUAAACUUACCAUAAGUGCUAGUAACAAAGUAGCCGACAUGGUAUGUGGAGCAUGUGGGACAAUCAGACCCACAAAAAUACAAGAUCUGACAAAGGGACUGCAGGCCUCUCUUGGAGGGCAGAGGACUGCUGUUGCAUCUCUGAACACUGGGCAGUGGACGGCUCAUGAUUUCCCCCAGUGUGGUUCCUAAAUUUCAGUCCUGCCAGCUUUUAAGACAACUGCAUUGAUCAACAUCUUUCAGACUGACAGCAUCAUUGAUUCAUGAAAUUAUUUUUAUCUAUAUAAAGAAACCCACUUGCAUGUAAAUCCCACUUCUUGCUACAUGUUAAAUGUCAAAAAUCUGAAAAAUGUUUGUCUUGUCAAACAUCUGUAACAAAACAGUUUUUAGCUUAACUGAUAAUUUGCUUGGGAACAUAUACCAACACAUAAACCACUCGAGAUAAUAAUGAUAUGCAUUUUAAUGUGUACUCAAUAAACAA
Molecule: messenger RNA, 941 nt
Organism: Epinephelus lanceolatus (giant grouper)
Lineage: Eukaryota; Metazoa; Chordata; Actinopteri; Perciformes; Serranidae
Product: IgGFc-binding protein-like
Cellular component (GO): extracellular matrix
Molecular function (GO): protein binding
Source: RefSeq, a predicted model, not a curated record